CGGUCUGUCUGUCGUCCACCCUUCCCCCACGCCAUGUCGUUCCACUCCACCUGGAGCGACGCUACCUCGGCCUAUGCCGAAGGCGAGUACGCCGAGGCGCUGCAUCUCUUCCAGAACGUCCAUGAGCCCAAAAACAAGUUCCUGCUCUUCAACAUGGGCGUCGUCGAGCUCAAGCUGCAGCACUACGACGCCUCGAUCAACUAUUUCACCCGUGCCUUGGCCAUCGAUCCCAUGCUGGCCGUGGCUCGCUUUAUGCUCGGCGAAGCUUACUUCCGCCAAGCCUACUAUUCCUACGCCGAGGAGGGAUUCUCCCGCAUCCUGAUGGAUAUGAAGGACAAGGAAUAUGUUCCCUACGCCGACUACGGGAUGAACUGGAAUCUCUAUCGAUGCGAGGUCCACUUCAACCGGGCUGUCUGUCACUGGAGAAUGAAUCUAUACGAGUCGGCAUACUUUCAGCUGGAGCUCGCCCGGAAGUUUGUCGUCACGGCUGUCCAUCGCGCCGUGAUCAUCCGGGCCGGCAAGCGAGGCCUCGAGGGCACGGCGCUGUUCAAUAUUCCGCAAGAGAUGCUCUUUUCCCCCGGCGACUACGAUCAGGUUUCCUUCGAAAUGGCUCUCAAUCGAUCUCCGUCGAUCCUCGAUCGGUUCCAGCUCAAUGGCGUUAGCUUACCCAAGCGGCUAUCCGACGAGGCGUCGGUGUCUCCUGGGGAUUCUGCCAGUACCCCCAGUCCACCUCAGAAUCCUGCUCAGGUGCCGGCUGCCACCCGCACCCUCUCGGAGAAGCUUGCCGGUAUGUCGCUGCAGAAUACCCCGAUAGUGCCCCGGCCGCGCUCCCCGGAAAUGGGCAUCAGCCCCAGGCCCCAGCAAUUCCAGACACCCAAAUUCAAAUACGGCUCCUUCUUCGAUGCACUUGAACAGUCGCUGGACUCGCCCGUGACCGACGACUCCGAGUCCACAGAGCAACGAAAUUCGUUCGAAGCCUCUCCAAAAGUUACCGACGACAUGCCCUCUCCGCUCCCGAGUGCCCCGCAAUCUCCAAUCGUCAAUGUGUGGCCGUCACCCGACAAGCCCUCAAAGUUCAGCACAAUCCUGAGGAGUAUCAAGAGAACGCGAAGCGCAAAAGAGCUGCCAGACUAUGUCGACUGCCACAGAGCCAUCCUGGUCGGCACCCUGCAGGUCCGGUACAGCCACAGCGGUGGCUGGAGCAGUCGAUAUUGUGCUCUGAUCGACAACACCCUCUAUAUCCUCAAGUCAAAGAGCGACCCCUUUGUGCUGAGCGCCAUGCCCGUCAACUCGUCGCUCGAACUCACGCCUGGAACAAAUCGUCCGAACUCGUGGAAGGCGCGGCUGGGCGAUGAAUGGUGGCAGUUCUCGGCCAUGGAUCAGAUUGCGUUCAUGAACUGGAUCGGCACGCUGAUAAAGGAGAUCAGUGGCCAGAAAUCGGUGCCAACAAGGACGCUCGUUCCUAUUCGUAAUCCAGAACCCAACCAAGGCCGUGGUCCAAUCGUUCUGAGGAACGCCUAACCCAACACUCGCGCAUCCUUCGCUUGGCCAAGCCAUCGAAUACCUGGAUCCUAGCUCCUCUGUCACGAUCGAGUCCUUCAUUCGAAGAACUUCGUCGCCUUCUCCCCCUCCCUCUUUUCUUCUCCCUCCCCCCCCCCAAAAAAAAAGGCAAACCC
Messenger RNA from Polychytrium aggregatum, 1676 nucleotides. RefSeq lists its product as uncharacterized. The record is from RefSeq and is a predicted model, not a curated record. The transcript has 7 exons. Bases 34 to 1521 code for a protein of 495 amino acids. Gene Ontology annotation, molecular function: protein binding. Lineage: Eukaryota; Fungi; Chytridiomycota; Chytridiomycetes; Polychytriales.